Molecule: messenger RNA, 2340 nt
Organism: Heterocephalus glaber (naked mole-rat)
Lineage: Eukaryota; Metazoa; Chordata; Mammalia; Rodentia; Bathyergidae
Gene: Pmm2
Product: phosphomannomutase 2
Biological process (GO): GDP-mannose biosynthetic process; protein N-linked glycosylation; mannose metabolic process
Cellular component (GO): cytosol
Molecular function (GO): phosphomannomutase activity
Source: RefSeq, a predicted model, not a curated record
UUCCCGACAUGCGCUGCGGCCCGGUAGCCAGACCCGGAAGUUCCGGGCUGAGUUCCUGCUGCCAACAAGUCGUUAGGUGUGCACAGAAACCGGAGAGAUGGCGAUGACCCUUCCAGCGCUGUGCCUCUUCGAUGUGGAUGGGACGCUGACGGCCCCGCGGCAGAAAAUUACCAAAGAAAUGGAUGACUUCCUACAAAAAUUGAAGCAGAAAACCAAAAUUGGAGUGGUAGGCGGGUCGGACUUUGAGAAAGUACAGGAACAACUGGGAAAUGACGUGGUGGAGAAAUAUGAUUAUGUGUUUCCAGAAAAUGGCUUGGUAGCAUACAAAGAUGGGAAACUCUUAUGUAAACAGAAUAUUCAAGGUCACCUGGGUGAGGCCCUAAUUCAAGAUUUAAUCAACUACUGUCUAAGCUACAUUGCAAAAAUUAAACUGCCAAAGAAAAGAGGCACUUUCAUUGAAUUCCGGAAUGGGAUGUUGAAUGUGUCCCCUAUUGGAAGAAGCUGCAGCCAAGAAGAACGCAUUGAGUUCUACGAACUCGAUAAAACAGUGGCAAUCACUGUCUUUUGUUUUUCUCAGAAAGAAAAUAUAAGACAAAAAUUUGUAGCUGAUCUGCAGAAGGAGUUUGCAGGAAGAGGCCUCACGUUUUCCAUAGGAGGCCAAAUCAGCUUUGAUGUCUUUCCUGAUGGAUGGGACAAGAGGUAUUGCCUGAGACAUGUGGAAAAUGAUGGUUAUAAGACUAUUUACUUCUUCGGAGACAAAACUAUGCCAGGUGGCAAUGACUACGAGAUUUUCACAGACCCUCGAACUGUGAGCUACACCGUGACAGCGCCCGAGGACACACGCAGGAUCUGUGAAGAGCUCUUCUCUUAACACAGAAGAGGAGGGGUCCUGGCCAAAGAGCCUGAAAGGUCACUGGGGUGCAGAGCCAUGGCCCCUCAAGUUCGUGCACACUACACGCACCUCCCUCCCCCAGCCUGCUCUACGGCAGCUGCUGGGCCAGAAAAUCACCCCACACUCCCACCAGCUCAUGCCUCUACCUCCACUGCCAAAGCAGCCAGAAGGGAGAGGAAAAGACUUGUCAAUGCUCUGGGCUGGAGGAGUAGCUCAACAUUAAAGUGCUUGUCUGGGCCGGGGAUUUAGCUCAGUGGUGCCGCCGCCUGCCUUGCAGGCCCAAGGUCCUGAGUUCCAUCCCCAGUACUGAAGAAGGGGUGGGGGGCUUGUCUGGUGUGAGGAGGCCCUGGGUUCUCAAAAACAAAAGAAACAGCUUGAGGAACACGGCCAACAAACGACUCUGUCCAGUCUGAGAUCUGCCUGAUGCCCACACUCACAAGUAGAUGUGGCUUUUUUGAAACUGCCGUCAUUCUAGAAUACAGACGUGCCUUGGCCUCCCUCUCUGUGGGUCUUGUGAAAACUUAACGGCUGUUAAUGUCCAGAUCUCCAUGUUGUCGACACCACAGGAGAAUUUGAUGUUGAAAGAGAACACAGGCCAUCUGCAGGGACCAGACACCAGAGAGAACAUGCAGUCCCACCCCCACUCCGAGUCUGAAUGGAAGCCGGGGCUGUGAGCUCGAGUGACUAGACACAGUUUCCCAGCCACUUCCUGUUUGUGAGCCAGACCUCAGCACAGCCUGCCAGACAGAUGGCCAGCCAGGUGACAGCUGACCCCGUGGAGUUUGCACCUUGGCUGGUGUAGCGCUCAGGCCAGCUCUGUCGUCGCCACAGUGAACAGCCUGGCUCCAUUCCUGUAGCCACCAAGCCUGCAGGACAGAGGACCCAUCAGCUCUUCCCAUGGGGGCCCGAUGUCACCUGGGUCCACAGCAGCUCACUUGGCAGGUUAGGGGUCACCAGGAGACCAUCUGGACAGGGCCUGGCUCCUCAGGCAAUGGUUAUAGGAGCAGGAGCCGCAUCCUAGGGCGUCUGCUUCUGCCCAGAGCCUUGUUCAGACCUUGAGUUGAGGGGUAGCAGCUACUACUGCCCUCUACCUCCCCUCUGUCCUCUUCUGGGACCUGGCUGGGAGAUUCCCAGGAACGGUUCCCAGCCACUUGGCAGCAUCUAGAAUCACUGGGACCCACAACCCCUCCAGGCAGGUUGGUGCUGGGGCCCAGGGACACCAGGUGCUCCCCACAGAUAAGCCUACCCUCCUGCCCCUGCCACUCAGCUGACGGGGGUUAGCACCAAUUAAGGUGAAAGCCCAGAGUGACCCACACCUGUCCCUCUCCCCCUCCAGCCCACACGGGUGGGGAUCUCAGUGUUUCUGAGAGCUGGCCACCCUGUGGCCUUGUUGAGUUUUGUAAAUGGUACUGUAACAAAGCACAGCACAUUAAAGCAACUUCACUGUU